Messenger RNA from Torulaspora globosa, 849 nucleotides. It is a transcript of the gene MER1, whose product is annotated as Mer1p. Gene Ontology annotation, molecular function: RNA binding. Bases 1 to 849 code for a protein of 282 amino acids. NCBI's taxonomy places the organism in Eukaryota, Fungi, Ascomycota, Saccharomycetes, Saccharomycetales, Saccharomycetaceae. The record is from RefSeq and is a predicted model, not a curated record. The transcript has a single exon.
AUGGGGGCUUUCGCUGACGAACCGCUACAUGAACUCGAUCUGAACAGCCUGCCAGGCCCCCAAGAGACCGAGUGCUCUUCGGCGGCUAAAGCGACGGCGCUGCUUGCAAGGAUAGACACGCUGGGAUGCCACAGAAGCUACACGGUAAGAGAAAUGCGGCCUGAGGGGCAGUACGUGGUGUUGGAGGCCGACUGGUACGAAUUCCGGUCGCAGUUGGACCGGCUGGCGACGUCGCUGGUGCAGGUCACAAAGACCGCCAAUGGAACCGCGGUGCUGGUGUGGUCCGCGAGACCGCAGGAGGAUGAGACGCCCGGGAGCUGGCGCUGGCUGAGAAUCAGACUGAACCGUCUAGUCACUCCCUGUGAACUGAACCUUUCGCUGCCACACCGGCUGUCCGCCGACUCGAGGUCGGUCAUAUUGCCGCAAAUCACCUUCACGGAGCUGCGUCGGGAAGUGCUGCUCAACGGCAGGCUGCUGACAUGCCGUCGGAGCGAGCUGCCGCCGAUCUCAGCUCCGCCAGGCGCACCGCUGCCCGUGGCUGCUGGUCCCCGCCAGGCAGGGCCGCAGGCGGCCCUGCCACAGACCCAAGAACUACAUCUGACGAAAGCCGCGGUCACCUACUUGAUCGGCCCCGUUGGAGAACGCAUAGAGGCCACCAGACUCCAGUCACAGGCCACCAUCAAAGUGCUCCCCAUCUGCAAGCGACUCAGCGCGUCCGAGCAGAGCCACCCGCGCUCCCUGCAGCAGACGCUUGCCAUAACGGGCGACCGCCUCCAGAUAGCCACCGCCAUGGCCCUGCUCGAGGCCCAAUUGAGCCUCCAUCGUCUGGCUCCAGACCACCAGCUUUAA